AUGGCUGGUAAACAGUGUUCAUCAGCUGAUGAUUUUGUUAAAAUAUGUCGUGAAAAAUCACAAACAAUUUCUACUAUACUUGUUAGGCAAGCUCAAUUAGAUGUAACAAAAUUGACACUUGAAAAAUUAUUUUCUCAAAUUAAUAGUAUACCAGAUCUUCAAAAACAACAUCAUUUUCAAGCUUUACAUAAAGAUGUUAUACAAUUUGCUGAAUAUGCUACAAGUGACAAUCAAUAUGUCUAUAGAUUUUAA
Messenger RNA from Adineta steineri, 252 nucleotides. The record is from the annotation of a GenBank genome assembly. Lineage: Eukaryota; Metazoa; Rotifera; Eurotatoria; Adinetida; Adinetidae.